Eruca vesicaria subsp. sativa (arugula) is the source of this 1267-nucleotide messenger RNA. Lineage: Eukaryota; Viridiplantae; Streptophyta; Magnoliopsida; Brassicales; Brassicaceae. The record is from the annotation of a GenBank genome assembly.
GGACGUGUAGUGGUAAAACAAGCUGGCACGUCUGUAUCUGGUCGUAAUCGAUUCGUUCGGCCGAAUAAAACCCCAAAAAAAACAAACAUUUCUUUUUUACCUUUUUCUCUGUUUUAUUUAUUCAAAUCAAAACGCAAAAUCCAAUUCCGAUUUCAACCACAAGAACCCUAAUUCAAGGACGAGUAAGGAAGUUGAGAGAAACAAAAAAAAAGUUCUGAGUUUUGCAAGCGGUUAAUCCUCAAGGGAAGUAAAGGGUUGGAUCAGCUUUUUUUUGCUUAUUGUGGGAGUUUCACUAAGCAGUUGGGAAGAAACUUAGUCUAGAAUGGAUCAAUUUAUUUCAGAAGAACAAGAUCUUGAAGCUGGUAUUAUAGCUCAAGAAUCCCCAUCAGUUAAUAGUGUUUCAGGCAAUGCUGAACGUGUUAACUUUGGUGUCUCUGAAAAGAUUGAUGAUGAUGAUUUAAACUAUCCGUUAAUGGGAAACGAGAAUCCAAACAGUCAAAGUUUAGAUCUUUCUGAGAGAAAACGAAAUGAUAUUGUAAAAAAGGAUAAGAAGUCAAGAAAGGCUUCAAAGCCACCAAGACCUCCCAAAGGCCCUUCUUUCACUGCAAAUGACCAUAAAGUGAUGAAGGAAAUAGCAGAGCUUGCUAUGAGAAAGCGUGCAAGGAUUGAAAGGAUGAGAAAUUCCCUAAGAAGACUUAAAGCAGCCAAGUCAUCAUCAUCCCCUUAUUCGUGCAUUAGCAUCUUCUUCGUGAUUGUAACGGUUCUGUUCUUCGGCUUUCUAGUCUUUCAAGGAUUGUUUGCAGGCAAUAUGACUAUGAGUUCAGACAACACACCUGCGCCAGUUGGUUCACCUAACAACCAACUGAUCUCAGUUCAGUUCUACAAUGAGUUUGCUCCCGUUGAGCAAACCGAUCCCAGCCCAACCACCUCGUACAGAUACACGAGGAAGAGAAUCUCGGGUGCAGAAGAAGACUAGAGACAGAGAGAGGUCAUGUCACCAGAAUAGUUUUCUGUGUUUGGUCUCUUUGGUUCAAGUUUUGUUCUGUCCUCUUGUCCCCUUGUAUAUUUGUUCUGUAACUAACUUGUCCCUUACUUUCUCUUUGUCUAGUUUUGUAAACGACUGCGUUUUGAAUAAUGUAAGUUGAACCAUCAAUCUAGCUUUAUGCGUGUCUAAAUAAUGAUGAUGAUGUAAGUUGAGCUAUCAAACUAGCUAAUGCGUUCUUAAUAACGAUGAUGAUGUAAGUUGAACUAUCAAACUACAGCUUGG